Seminavis robusta is the source of this 894-nucleotide messenger RNA. NCBI's taxonomy places the organism in Eukaryota, Bacillariophyta, Bacillariophyceae, Naviculales, Naviculaceae. The record is from the annotation of a GenBank genome assembly.
AUGUUUUUCGUCCGCACUGUGCUUUUGGCGCUGCUAAAUGUCUCCGCCAUUGCACGGAGAUGGGAAGAUGUUAUCGCUGUCUCAAUUUACGCUCAAUCGCAUGUUGAUAUUGCAAGACUUCAAUUUUCUCUAGAGGAUGACCCUUUGUCCAGAGUCCCUGCCGCGCACCCUACUAUCAUAAUAGAGGAGAGUAUGCCCCCGAGCGACGCACCAUCUGCAGUCCCCUCAGCUUAUCGCGCCGACAUUGAACUGGAAAGAGAUGCUGGCCAGCAACAGCAGCAACAGCAGCAACCCAGCAAUCAGGCAGUUUGCCUUGAAGGGGAAUCAUUCUACAAUUUCAAGCGGUUCGAUACACAGGGAGAAGAAACGCUCAUCUCCAUUCGACAAGUCGGAAAGAUCGAUGAUGAAGGCAUGGAAGACGAACGGAACUACAGAGGGUCCUUGCCCACUUCCUCCGAUACGUACAGUCCCUUCGUCCUUCGAAGUAGCAUGGAUGGUGGUGAUUUUGACGUACAAGCUCUAUGUCUGUCUUACUCAUCUUGCUACGAAGUAAGGCUUCAAGGCGGGACAUGGCAGGACGCCAUGUGGGAGAUCGUUCCGUUUUCCUUGGAAGCGGGGACCGGAAGCAACGAGCUUGACGUCGUUGCAAAGGGACGUGGCUUUGCGAAUUGCACAUUCCCGUCAACACCAGAUUUAUCAGGGACGUCACAUUGUCAGUCUACAUGCCAUGCAACAGCUUUGGCGACCACGAACUCCGCCACCCAGACAGACGAUUCACGGGGUACCGGUACAAGCCCAAAUAGAGGCGGAUUCAAUCGUAGCCCAUCAACUGCUUCACCAAGGGCUCCCUCUUACGCUCCAAGUGAUUUCCCAUCGUUGGUCCCAACAAUGUAA